AUGCCUUUCAGGUUGGUUGGCCUUGUGGGCAUUUUUCGGUGUGGGACUCUGCUCUUCCUUCCCUGGGAUGACUACUCGGCUGUCGACCAUGAAGCGGCCCAAACGGUGAAUGACCAUCUGCCAGAGCAGCCUUUGAACCAAAAUGUGAAGCAUCCUGUAGGGGGUGGAACCCCCACCCAUGCUGAAGAGCUACGGCUUCUGCCACGGCCUCGCUGGGCACCAAUCGGUGGCGCUCCGUUGACCUUUGACACCACACCUGAUCUGGAGGCUUUCUUGGCCCAACUGGGACAGCUGCUGCACAAGGAACUAUGCCAUAGACACUACAACACCCUGGGCAACCUCUUGCGCUUCUACAGGGACUACCGUUACAGUAGGAGCAGCAGCCUGGCGACCUUCCUCCGUGACUACCCAGCUGAGGUCUUUGAGGAGGGCCUCUCGUGUGUUGGCUUGAGUCUGCAUCUGUGCCGCACCCUGGAGCAGCAGUUUCCCCAUGCACGGCCCUUCUUGGUCUCGUGCGAAGAGUGGAUCCCUGACGUGGCGUCCUACUGCAGCCACGACCCCCCAGAUGAUGCGUCCAGUGUGAAAGAGCACGUGCUGGUUGCCCUUCGGGUGCUGGCAGGCACCCGCCGGGGUCUGGUGUUGCUGGACCCGGGAUACCACGUGGGCUUCCCUGUCGUCGUCAUGGACGAUGGCUGCGCUCCACACAGUGGCCACUUCGUCCAGUCACACACGUCCAAGUCCACCAAGGAGUACUGCUAUGAGGCUGUGGGCGAAGGAUACGUGCUCUGGCGGGUGACUGAGACUCGCAUGGGGUGCAGCAAGACAUGGGACAAUGUCCUGUAUGUUGGCGGUGCCUUCCAGAGUGCACUCAGCUACUCGGAGAAGCGAAAUCUGCUCUACGACUUCAGGACUCUAGUGGCACGACGCAACGGUCGCGGCCCUACAGCAGGAGUUUACUGUAAACUGGAUGAGCUGAACCGCAAUCCUGUCUUCACACUCUUCUAUAACAAGGAUGGCCAGAGGACUGAGACGAAGCUGCCAUUUGGAUCGUUUGGCUCUGCCACACCACCAGUCACAGAGUGUGCCCAACAGAUAGGAAUGGCCCCCGACAAGCUGCUCGCUCUCCUCACUGGCAUGGCUGACCUGUACGAGGAUGUAGACUUUGUCAACCAACUGCUGGACCUCAACCGCAGAGUGGACCCUUUUGAAGAGCUGAAAUAAGUCACUGGCACAGCGCAUAAUUAAAGAGAAUUGGGCUCAUAUUACGAGUGUUGCACAAACGAAUAAAUUCUGAUCACGAAAAA
Molecule: messenger RNA, 1304 nt
Organism: Dermacentor silvarum
Lineage: Eukaryota; Metazoa; Arthropoda; Arachnida; Ixodida; Ixodidae
Exons: 2
Coding region: 1-1221 (406 amino acids)
Source: RefSeq, a predicted model, not a curated record